Messenger RNA from Fusarium coffeatum, 759 nucleotides. RefSeq lists its product as uncharacterized. The transcript is spliced from 2 exons. Gene Ontology annotation, molecular function: protein binding. Lineage: Eukaryota; Fungi; Ascomycota; Sordariomycetes; Hypocreales; Nectriaceae. The record is from RefSeq and is a predicted model, not a curated record. Bases 1 to 759 code for a protein of 252 amino acids.
AUGGAUAUCAAGACAAGUGUUGUUCAAAAAGGGAUUACAAUCGGGAUCAGGAUUGAACCAUCUAUUCGUGUCCGUCGGGCAAUCCACGCCAACGAUGCGACCCUUCUACGUCGAAUCCUCAAGACACACCCGAAUUACCUCCUGAAUCCCGAUUCCUCUCCUUCCGGCCAGUCCAACUCGAACAUGCACCUAGCAGCUUCGCUAGGUCACCACGAAGUCUGCGAAGUACUCAUACAGCUCGGUCACGAAGACCCCUGCCCUGCUCUGAACGAAAGCCACCAAACCGCUUUAAUGCUCGCUGCAGCUGGCGGACAUACCGAAGUCGUCCAAAUUCUCUGCGAACACGAUAAAACAUGCAUUCUUCGUCGCGAUGUUCGAGGUCGUGAUGCUGUGAUGGAGGCUAGUCUUGGAGGACAUGACACCAUACUGCAACUCCUUCUCACUCACGUUCCCGGUGGACCUUAUGAGGCAGUCCGCCGCGCAGAUGUUGAAGGUAACACAGCACUGCAUUUUGCAAGCGGAAACGGAAACCUGCUGGUACUGCGAACGCUGCUGGCGGCGGGCGCGGAUAUCCACAAGCGGAACAUUUGGAGCUGGACCCCAGCUGCAUACAGCGCUACCGUUCAGGCUGAAGUCUAUCUGAAGGGCUUGGUGAACGAAGUCGGGAAACUACAACAGCAACAGCAGAAACGGGAGAUUGAAUCGGCUAAAAAGGGUGGUGGAGUUCGAGUUGUUGAAUCUACAAGUGACGAAGAAUAA